Molecule: messenger RNA, 755 nt
Organism: Drosophila teissieri
Lineage: Eukaryota; Metazoa; Arthropoda; Insecta; Diptera; Drosophilidae
Exons: 4
Coding region: 128-529 (133 amino acids)
Source: RefSeq, a predicted model, not a curated record
UGUCGCCUCACAUAACAGAUAGGUUUGUUUCCAAAAUAUCCACAUCUUAUUGCAACUCGCUUCAUUCUACACCAAAUUUAUUUUCUCUUGGUUUUCUGAGUUUCCAACGUAGUCUUUUUGACCGAAAAUGGUGGUGCUUACACGCAGUGCAGCCAAGUUGAAGGAGAACCAAGUGGAGUUCAAGCCUUCUAAACCAGAGACCGUGGUGACUUUAUCUGAUCAGAAUCUCCGGGCUGCGUCCAAAGGACAUUCGGCGCCGUCUAAAGGACCUUCGGCACCCAAGAAGAAUGCAAAAUCUGUAAAUCUUCUGAAGACGCUGGUAUCUGAGGUUCAAAAUAAGAAAUAUUCUACAACAGACACAAAAAAUAAGGGUGAAAAGCAACCGGCUUCCAAAGUGAGUUCCACAAUCGAAAGUCCUGAAGCUGCGGCCAAACAAAAUGUAAAACCAAAUCCAAAUAUGAAGCCAAGCCAAAAGAAGUCGACAAAGAAGCCGAGGACCAAAAAGUGCUUGUUCCAUCCCGUCCAAUAAGCUGGAAUAGAUCAUAUCGAACAUCCAGUCAAAUAAUUGUUAUCACGUUGCGUUUUGUUUUUUUCGUUUUAAAUUUAUUUUUCAAAAUUGAUUUUAAACAUUGGGUUUCCAAAGCGAAUGCCACAUGAAAGGUAGCCCAUAAUUCAUGAAAUUCUCCUUUUUUUCUUUCACGAAGUAUAAUGCAAUCUACCUAUUAUUAAAAAUUCAAUUAUUUAAUUUAAAAUAA